This is a messenger RNA of Hylaeus anthracinus, 566 nucleotides long. RefSeq lists its product as uncharacterized. The transcript has 3 exons. NCBI's taxonomy places the organism in Eukaryota, Metazoa, Arthropoda, Insecta, Hymenoptera, Colletidae. The annotation marks the transcript as partial. The record is from RefSeq and is a predicted model, not a curated record.
CUGUUUCCUUAGAGUGUCUCGGGAUGAAGUCGCGAAUAUUCUGCUUUAUCGCCAUUUUCGUUGGCACGCUCGCGUUCUACGUGCUUGCUAUCCCAGUAUCGUCGGUGGAACCAACGACGUCAACGACACAGGAGAACAUCGAUUGCACUAAUCCGAACUUCAAGACGUACAUAUAUUGCCUCAAGAGACUGAAGAGACACCAUCAUCACAAUGACGAUCCGAAUCAUGGAGAAUAUGACGAAAUAUGCAAGACGUCGUGUAUGAAGAAAUGCGAGUACGAACGUUCGAUAAGUGACUGUCAGGAUUAUUGUAGUUACUGUCUACGAAGAACGAAGCACAAGCAACAGGUGAUCACUGAAACCGAGUACGAAACCGAAAGUGCAAAACCAAGCAUUUGUAAGAAUAACACUGACUGCGAAGUACAUCCAAAGGAUAGUAAACCUUUCAAUGUCACGAUUAUAGUGGAUGUUAAUACCAGUUCGGCCAAUGGAUCAUCAAGUGUAUCUCCACCGGUAGUCUUCCUUCCGUUCCCUCCAUAUGCUCCGUUUCCUCCGUAUCCUACCUAU